Chaetomium fimeti is the source of this 2687-nucleotide messenger RNA. RefSeq names its product glycoside hydrolase family 92 protein. Gene Ontology annotation, molecular function: carbohydrate binding; peptide-N4-(N-acetyl-beta-glucosaminyl)asparagine amidase activity. The coding region runs from base 123 to 2573 and encodes 816 amino acids. NCBI's taxonomy places the organism in Eukaryota, Fungi, Ascomycota, Sordariomycetes, Sordariales, Chaetomiaceae. Gene Ontology annotation, cellular component: nucleus; cytosol. Gene Ontology annotation, biological process: protein deglycosylation; carbohydrate metabolic process; glycoprotein catabolic process. The record is from RefSeq and is a predicted model, not a curated record. The transcript is spliced from 5 exons.
CCGAAGUCCCUUCAUAACAAAGUGACCGCCCGGCCAUCAACAACUCCUCGUCGAACCCUUUUGACUGGAACCUCGCACCCAAGGCGACCGUCGCCCACCCUCACAUUACCCCUUUUACCGCGAUGGCCUUGUUUCUCGUCUCGGGUUGGUUGGCCCUGUCGGGGAAGGCGUUUGCCCAGGACACCUUCGAUCCUCUUGCGUACGUCGACCCGUUGAUUGGGGCCAGUAACGGCGGCAAUGUAUUUCCUGGUGCCUCCAUGCCGUACGGUAUGGCCAAGGCCGUUGCCGACACCAACAGCGAGAGCAGGCAGGGCGGCUUCACUAUGGAUGGUGCCCCCGUGACAGGCUUUAGCAUGAUGCACGACAGCGGAACUGGAGGCAGCCCGAGUCUGGGAAACUUUGCCCUCUUCGCGUACACCAACUGCCCCGAAGGGGACAUCAACCAGUGUACCUUUCCCAAGAAGGAGCGCGCUGCCCAUGGGAGCUUUAACAACACCAACGUCUCCGCGAAGCCGGGAACCUUCGGCAUCACGCUGAACAGCGGUGUUAGAGCCGAGAUGACCACAACCCAUCACGCCGCGCUCUUCAGCUUCUCCUUCCCCAGUGUCGGGCCCGACGAGGAACCAGCUCAACCCCUUAUUCUCCAGGAUCUCACAGACCUGGCUGAUUCCAGACAAGACAACGCUACAGUUGCCGUGAACCCUGUGACAGGGCGCAUAACCGGGAGUGCCCGCUUUCUACCGAGCUUUGGCACCGGAACCUUUGUUUUGCAUUUCUGUACCGACUUCUCCGGCGCCGACAUUGUUGACAAUGGCAUCUUCGUCAACAGCCGGGCCAGCAGCGAGGUCCACGACCUGACCAUCUCGAGAUCGAUCAACGGCUACCCACUCCCAGGUGGCGCGUUUGUGAGGUUUAAUUCGGCCGCCGAGCCCAUACUUGUCCGAACUGCUACCAGUUUCAUCAGUUCUCAGCGGGCCUGUGAGCAUGCCGAGCGUGAGAUACCGGACUUUGACUUCACUGCUGUCUCGGAGGCUGCAGCAGACGUGUGGAGGGAAAAGAUGAGCCCCAUCAAGGUGUCGACAGACCAAGUUAACGGCUCGAUGUUGACAAACUUCUACAGCGGCAUCUAUCGGACCAUGAUCAACCCUCAAAAUUACACGGGCGAGAAUCCAGUGUGGUCCAGCAGCGAGCCGUAUUUUGACUCGUUCUACUGUCUAUGGGACCAGUUCCGAUCACAGCUCCCUCUUCUCACCAUUACGGACCCCACCGCUGUUACUGACAUGGUCCGCUCACUCACUGACACCUACCGUCACACGGGGUGGCUCCCCGAUUGCCGUAUGAGCCUGAACAAGGGUUACACUCAGGGCGGAUCUAACGCCGACGUUGUGCUGGCGGAUGCCUACCUUAAAGGCCUGGGAGAAGGCAUCAACUGGGACGAUGGAUAUGCUGCCGUCGUAAAGGAUGCUGAAGUCGAGCCUUACGACUGGUGCUGCGAAGGCCGAGGCGGUCUCGACAGCUGGAAAUCGCUCGGCUAUAUCCCUGUCCAGGACUUCGACUACAAAGGCUUCGGUACCAUGACGAGAAGCGUCUCACGGACGCUCGAGUAUGCCUACAAUGACUAUUGCAUUGCCCAAAUGGCCGCCAGUCUCGGCAAAGUCAGUGACAAGGAGAAGUACAUCGAGUCCAGCGGCAACUGGGAGAAUCUCUUCAAACCAGAUCAAGUCUCAGCCUGGUGGAACGGCACCGAAACCGGCUUUACGGGCUUCUUCCAACCUCGCUACCUCAACCAAACCUGGGGAUUCCAAGACCCCCUGAAUUGCAGCUACCUCGACUCCUCCAGCGUCUGCUCCCUUCAGAACACCGGCCGCGAGACCUUUGAAAGCAGCAUCUGGGAAUACGGUUUCUUCGUCCCGCACGACCAAGCCUCCCUAAUAACCCUCUACGGCGGCCCCGCGGCCUUCGUCUCCCGCCUCAACUACCUGCACGACAGCGCGAUAACCUACAUCGGCAACGAGCCCUCCUUCCUGACCGUCUUCCAAUACCACUACGCCGGCCGCCCCGCCCUCUCCGCGCUGCGCUCCCACUUCUACAUCCCGACCUUCUUCUCCCCGACCCCGGGGGGGCUGCCGGGCAACGACGACAGCGGCGCGAUGGGCUCCUUCGUGGCCUUCGCCAUGAUGGGCCUGUUCCCCAACCCGGGCCAGGACGUCUACCUGAUCACGCCGCCGUUCUUUGAGCAUGUUAACAUCACGCACCCGCUGACCGGCCGGACGGCGACCGUGCGGAAUGUCAAUUUUGAUCCGGCGUACGAGGCUGUGUAUAUCCAGAGCGCCACGCUUGAUGGGGAGGCUUAUACGAGGAACUGGGUUGAUCACAGUUUCUUUACUGAGGGGAAGGAGCUUGUGCUGACGCUGGGGCGGAAUGAGAGCGCGUGGGGCACGAGGGUGGAGGAUCUGCCACCGAGCUUGGGGGAGUAUGAAGGGUUUGGGUCUGGGGGUAAUGGUUCGGUUAGGAGGACGGCGGGGACGGGUUUGUGGAAGAGGGGCCCCCCUGGGAGUCAAUUUGGAGGGUAGGGAUACGAUGUGUUGGGAAUGUGAGAGAUACAUGGGUGGAAUAGGUACUCUAAUGUUAAUGUUGGUGACGAGCUUGAACUAUUGGACGUGUCUCGCUCGCUCCUCAUACUCUCC